Truncatella angustata is the source of this 1203-nucleotide messenger RNA. RefSeq lists its product as uncharacterized. The transcript is spliced from 2 exons. Bases 1 to 1203 code for a protein of 400 amino acids. The record is from RefSeq and is a predicted model, not a curated record. Lineage: Eukaryota; Fungi; Ascomycota; Sordariomycetes; Amphisphaeriales; Sporocadaceae.
AUGGCACCAUAUGGCAAGUAUGCCCUUAUUCCACUCUUCCUGGCUCUCAGUGCCUUUGGCGGCUACGCAACACUCGGCGCCCUGGGUAAAAACGGCCUCGGCGCCGUCCUGAGAGACGUGCUGACGGGCUCACGGUCCGCCCUCGUCGGGGCCCCGGAACCAUUCAAGCGGUCGUAUACCGGCAUCAGCAGAGUCGAUCGCCAGCUCAGCACCCUCGUCGCCUUCUUCUCGGCGGCCAUCGACGGCGACGUGCCGCCGGAGAACCUCCUGGUCUUCGUCUGGGGCAUGUCGCAGUUCGCCGCCGGCUGGACCCUCAUGCUACUCGAGAGCCUGCGGGCGGGGAACAGCGGGCGCGUCGUCAGCUACGCCCCCAUCCUGGGCUUCUUCAUGCAGAACCUCACCUGGACCGUCUCCCUGCCCAUCUGGCUCGUGCUGCAUCUGCUCACCUCGCCUGUCGCGAAGCUCCAGAGCGCCGACGGCGCGACGGCCAAGAAGGCGCUCGAGCCCCGCAACCCGUGGGACGCGGCUCUCAUCCCCAUAUCGGUAGUGCUCGCCUUCGUCGUGCCGACCGUGAUGAUGAAGGUCCCCGGGCUGAGCGCGUCGGCGCACUACACCUGGCACGCGAUCUGGCAGGUCUUCCCGCUGUGGAACGCGCUCCUCCUGCCCCUCCUGCGCCUGGGUCAGAACCGCACGCCUGGGCCGGGCAACAAGACGCCCGGUCCGUCGUCCGUCUACAAGUUCGCGCUGCUCCUCGCGGCCGUCGGCCACUUGCCUAUCGCGGUGCUGUCCGUCCUGCCCGGCCCUCUCCGCUCCCUGCUCGCAGCCCACGCGCCCGCCCUCCUCCGGCCGUUCGUCGAGCGCGGCACCCUCGCCAACAUCUUCGUCCCGCCCUCCUGGCCCCUGAGCGCGCACCAGUUCAGUGUCGACCCCACGGCCUACACGAGCCUCGAGAGGUCGCACCUGGCGACGCAGUUCCUGCAGUACGACAUCUACGUCGGCGCGGUGCCGUUCCUGCUCUGGGCGCUGUACCUGCACCGGACGGCGGCGAAGAGCGCCGGCCUCGUCGACGCACUGGCCGGGGCCGGGUUCUGGUUUGCAGUGGGCGGACCGCAUGCUGCUGUGGCCGCGCUGCUCUGGAACCGGGACAAUGAUGUGCUGGAGAGUGGGGACGGGGCGACGAAGGAGGAGAAGAAGAAGAACUAG